AUGCAUCGUUCGAUGGUACGAUGUACCUCCUGUCGAGUUUCAAUCCUCGAGGCGUUCACUUCUCUCGCUGGCGUUUCAAUCCCAGUAAAGCCCGCUCCUCCUCCACGACUCCUCCGACCGUCAAAUCAGCCAACUAGAAAGUUCACUCGCUUUGCGCCUUUACGACAGUCUGGGGCGCAGCCUUUGUCAGACUCCUCGACGCAAUCCUCGUCGGAUUCCUCGUCGGAACCCCCUCCGUCUUCUGUGGUGCCGUGGUACCUCCAGAUCGAAGAUCCCACUCCGCCCGCUCCUAUAUCACCCUUGCUCGCCUUGCAGGAAAUCCCUCCCUUGCCACACGACCCUCCGCCUAUUCUGUCACCUGUCCUUACCCACCUGUCAACGCAAAUUGGGCUCGAUAACCUCACCCUUCUAGACCUCCGGCACCUAGACCCGCCACCAGCGUUAGGCUCUAAUCUCCUGAUGAUCAUUGGCACUGCACGCUCCGUCAAACAUUUGAACGUCUCUGCAGAUCGGUUCUGCCGUUGGGUUAGGAAGGAGUAUAAAUUGAGACCCUACGCAGACGGGCUGCUGGGGAGGAACGAGUUGAAGUUGAAGUUGAGGCGGAAGGCGAGGAAGAUGAAACUGGCGCAGAGCGUGGGUAAUACAGUCGCCUUGAAGGAUGCAGAUGACGGCAUCACGACGGGGUGGAUCUGCGUAAACAUGGGCCCGGUUGAUGAGGCUGUGAUGCCGGAAACGCAGGAAGAUGAAGGCGACGAUCAGAUGGAGACGGAGGUUGCUGAGGAACAGCGUGCCUCUUCCGCUCCCGACGCCAACACUACCAUGACAAGAAAGAUGCAGGAGACACUUGCAGAAGACGAAGAGGAGGAAUAUCACAAUCCUGCAGAGACAUACAUCGGUUUCGGCUCGCGGUCAGACUCGCCACGUAUCGUGGUGCAGAUGUUUAUAGAAGACAAGCGGGUCGAGAUGGAUCUGGAAGGGCUGUGGGACGUACGAAACACGAGACGAGCACAGAGAGAGGAAAAAGCUAACGUAGAGGCCGAGGCUGCUGUGGGUCGAUUACAGCAAGCACAGGACAGGAGAGCUUUUGGUAGCGAGGCGGGUUUGUGA
This is a messenger RNA of Fonsecaea multimorphosa CBS 102226, 1107 nucleotides long. RefSeq lists its product as uncharacterized. The coding region runs from base 1 to 1107 and encodes 368 amino acids. Lineage: Eukaryota; Fungi; Ascomycota; Eurotiomycetes; Chaetothyriales; Herpotrichiellaceae. The record is from RefSeq and is a predicted model, not a curated record. The transcript has a single exon. Gene Ontology annotation, biological process: mitochondrial proton-transporting ATP synthase complex assembly; mitochondrial gene expression; mRNA stabilization. Gene Ontology annotation, cellular component: mitochondrion.